AUGAAGGGUCUCUCUGGUGGCCGUCCCGCCCACCUCCAGCUCACCUCUCCCACCUCUGGCCACACAUGCGGCUUUGUAGAUGUUGACCAUUCCUUUGAGCGUCAUCUCCACCAUGGAGAUUCACGGCCCCCAUCCUACCUCCUCAGCCCCACUGAGAGCUGUCCUAUUGAAGGCCGCCAUCGCUUCUCCCCGAGGAGUUCCAUCCACUCGGAAUGCAUGGGGAUACCAGUGUCCAUGGCAUCUACAGACCACUCUGUCUCAUGUAGCACUUUUCCACGCAUGCAUUACGGAAGCGCUUCACGGGAAGGCGGAGGCAACAGCUCUGGCGGCAGGGACGACAGACGCUCUUCUUCGCAUGGUGGCAGCGGCAAAAUGAACCGGAUCCCAGCAAAUCUGCUCGACCAAUUUGAGAAACAGAUGCCACUUCACCGGGAUGGCUUCCACACAUUGCAGUACCAACGCACAUCCACCACGACAACAACUACUGAGCAACGCAAUGAAAGCCCCGGGAGGAUACGCCACUUAGUUCACUCUGUGCAAAAGCUCUUCACAAAGUCACACUCUUUGGAAGGCUCCUCUAAAAUGAACGGUACCAAAAGCGAUUCGCAUAGAGACGGCUCGCACCAUCACCACCAUCACCAAGGCCACCACAAACACAACAAACGGAGCAAGAGCAAAGAUCGCAAAGGUGACGGAAGCGGCAGGCAACGUUCUGGAGGUUGGUGGAGUUCAGACGACAACCUGGACAGUGACAGUACAUACCGACCAGCGAGUGUCAUGUCACGACACCCCGUGGACCAAAUCGGUCACUGCUACCCUGAUUCAGUGCACAGCCACUUAGCAGGAGAUCUGUCGCUAAAGACAUCCAAAAGUAACAAUGAUGUAAAGUGUUCAGCGUGUGAGAGCAUAGGCAUGGCACCAGAAGGCAAGUUCAUGAAGAGGAGCUCUUGGUCCACGUUAACAGUCAGCCAAGCCAAGGAGGCCUACAGGAAGUCUUCACUUAAUCUAGAGAAACCCAUGACACCAACGGACCUCAAGCCCAACCUCAGGCCGUGUCACUAUCUUCAGGUGCCCCAGGAUGAGUGGGGGGGCUAUCCCGGAGGCGAGAAGGAUGACGAGAUCCCUUGUCGUCGGAUGCGGAGCAGCAGUUACGUCAAAGCUAUGGGGGACGAAGAGAGUGGCGAGUCGGAUUCCAGCCCCAAGACAUCUCCCCAGAAGUCUGUGCGGCCAGACGCACUUGUAAAGGCCAUCAUCAGACCAAGAGAGCUGUUGGACUCUCAAAGCUCUUAUCGCCUGGAUAAAAUCAACAGUGACAUGCGUAACUACAUCACCAAUUUUGCUGCAGACUUAAGUCAGAGCUACCACUUGCAAACAGCCAUGCACCCGAGCAUUGGCCUGGACCCCUCCGCACACUACAACUCCCCCAAGUUUCGAUCGAGAAACCAGAGCUACAUGCGGGCAGUCAGCACCCUCAGUCAGGCCAGCUGUGUUAGCCAAGUCAGCCAGGUGAGCGAAACGGAGAUUAAUGGCCAGUUUGAAUCAGUCUGUGAGUCUGUGUUCAGCGAGGUAGAAUCUCAGGCCAUGGAUGCAUUGGAUUUACCUGGCUGUUUUCGAACCCGGAGCCACAGCUAUCUGCGGGCUAUCCAAGCUGGAUACUCUCAAGAUGAUGAGUGCAUCCCUCCUAUGGCCUCAACUGUCACCUCCACCAUUAGAUCCACCACAGGCAUCCAGUUCUGCCUCCCUUCCAACUUCAGCGGUGUUGACCAGACCCCUCAAUAUCCCCCAGCCAUCACCUACACACCAAGCUACAAGAAGCCCCCUCCACCCGUCCCACCCCGAACGACUUCCAAACCCCUCAUUUCCAUCACAGCCCAAAGCAGCACAGAGUCCACCCAGGAUGCCUACCACGAGGGGCGACACCUCCACGGCGGGAUGUGGGGCCCUGAUGGCCUAACCCUGGGCCUGAGCCCCGGCAGGGCCCUCUAUAACUCAGUCGACAGCCUGGAUAGCGCCAAGGCCGUGACUAUAGCCAUGGAAGCAGCAGGGGUCAUGGCUGGAAAAAGACACCCGUCGACAGACAGCCACAGCUCAGUACUUACAUGUGACAAGGCCAUCCUUGUUUCUAAGGCUGAGGAGUACCUGAAGACACCUCGAUCCUCCAUAGGAAUACAGGUGGAGGCUGCAACAGACUCGGAAUCUGAAAGCAAAGGCUCCAGGGAAUACCAUUCUGUUGGGAUCCAGGUAGAGGAUGACAAGAAAGGACAAGGCCGGUUCAAGCGCUCAAACAGCGUGACUACAGCCGUGCAGGCUGACCUGGAGUUGGAGGGCUUCCCAACCAUGGAGGACAAAGGCCUGCAGUUCGGUGGGGGCUUCCAGCGUCAUUCAGAGCCCAGCACACCCACCCAGUAUGGCGCCGUGCGAACAGUACGCACCCAAGGGCUCUUCAGUUACCGUGAGGACUACCGGACCCCAGCUGAGCCCCCUAGUCCCAGAGAGACCACAAGUGAGCCCACGUGGCAGUUGGAACCCCCCUCCUCUCAAGAGAACGCAGUCACAUCUGGUGAGUCGGGUCGUAGCUCACCUUCUCUAAGGAGAGACGGGAGCUGGUUCAUGCAGCUGCUGCACACCGAGACCAAGAGGAUAGAGAGUUGGUGUAAAGAGAUGGAGGCAGAAGCUGAAGAAAACGACUUGUCAGAGGAGAUCUUGGGGAAAAUCCGAAGUGCUGUAGGGAGCGCUCAGCUGCUAAUGUCACAGAAAUUCCAGCAGUUCUAUUGGCUUUGUCAGCAAAAUCUAGACCCCAGCGCCAUGCCGCGGCCUACCUCACAGGACCUGGCAGGCUUCUGGGACCUGCUACAGCUCUCUGUUGAUGACGUCACCUUGAAAUUUGACCAGUUGCAACAGAUCAAGAGCAACAACUGGAGGCCAGUGGAUAGCCCAGAGAAGAAGCCUCCAGCGCCAUUACCAAAGAAGACAAGUCGACAGAAGAGUCUGGUGACAAGGGAGAAAUCCUUGGACCUCCCUGACAGGCACCGGCAAGAGGCUCGUCAACGUCUCAUGGCAGCCAAGCGGGCGGCCUCCUUUCGGCAGAACUCUGCCUCAGAACGAGCGGACAGCAUCGAGAUCUAUAUUCCCGAGGCACAGACUCGACUUUGA
This is a messenger RNA of Nerophis lumbriciformis (worm pipefish), 3153 nucleotides long. NCBI's taxonomy places the organism in Eukaryota, Metazoa, Chordata, Actinopteri, Syngnathiformes, Syngnathidae. The record is from RefSeq and is a predicted model, not a curated record.